Molecule: messenger RNA, 1414 nt
Organism: Homarus americanus (American lobster)
Lineage: Eukaryota; Metazoa; Arthropoda; Malacostraca; Decapoda; Nephropidae
Product: putative protein TPRXL
Exons: 5
Coding region: 104-1414 (436 amino acids)
Source: RefSeq, a predicted model, not a curated record
UGAUCAUCUGUGACCAUUUGGCCUCUUUAACACAGCUUGACCAGAGAAUCGUAUCGUCCUCAGGUAUUCACAGGAGGCGAGCAUUAACUCUAGCCCACAGUUCAUGCCCUUCGUUCGCCCCCUCGCCCUCAACUUCGAGAACGCGUCAGAUCGAGGCUCAGACACCAAAUCAGACCGCACCAUGUUAGGUCAAGGCUUCGAUCUCAGACCACACCAGCCCAUGUUAGGUCAAGGCUCCGCUGAAGAUAGUUCAUCCCAGUUUAUAUCAUGUCGGGGUUCUGAUGCCAGCCAGAGCUUAGAGGAGGCAGUGGGGACCCUCAACUACCCUCCUGACGAGACCAGCGCCACUCAAUACUCGAUCAACUUUUCCAACUCCCCGUUCUCAGCCACAAUUUCUUCGCCGCUUCCUUGGACACCUUGGUCUGGCGGGAGGAAUACCUCGUCCCGGCCAACCACUCCUGAAGACAUAAGGGCCCUUGAGAAGACCCUCCGUAAACAGAAGCGCAUAGCCUGGUGCUUCGUAGUAUCAGCGCUGAUCCUGCUGGUGGUCACUGCGGCCACUGUCCUCGCCCUAGAGAUACCAGCACUCAAGAACAAGGAACCUGUCGACCCUCUCCCACAUGUCAGUAGAGUUAUUAUGGAUACCGUGUCUGAGAUGGUCAUGGAAACAACUGUGGGGACGAAAUCUUCCGCCGCCUCUUCCUCUUCCUCUUCCACGCCAGCCAGCACGGGGCCUUCCGUCUCCUCCUCCACCCCAGCCACGACUGUAUCUUCUCUCUCCUUCUCCUCCUCUCCCACUCCAGCCGCGAUAGAACCUUCUGUCUCCUCCUCCUCCACUUCAGCCGGGAUAGAACCUUCUGUCUCCUCCUCCUCUUCCACUCCGGCCGCGAUAGAACCUUCUGUCUCCUCCUCCUCUUCCACUCCACCCGGGAUAGAACCGUCCGUCUCCUCCUCCUCCACUUCAGCCUGGAUAGAACCUUCCGUUUCCUCCUCCUCCACUCCAGCCAGGACAACUUCUGUCUCUUCCUCCCCCGCCAUAAGCGAGAGGAAGUCUCCUGUCCCAGGCGGCGCUAUGGUAGAGUUGUCAACGAAAUCUUAUGAUCACUCUAUCUCUCAUGUCUCAGAUAAAUUAAACGUUGUCAGUGAUUUGAAAAAGUUGAUGGAAUCGACGAAGGUCUUAGGCCCCUCUAGCAAGCCUUAUGGUGCUGACUCGGGCGUCUCACAUCAGCCAUCGUCUCCACAACCCCCUUCUGGUGCUGACUCGGGCGUCUCACACCAGCCAUCGUCUCCACAACCCCCUUCUGGUGCUGACUCGGGCGUCUCACACCAGCCAUCGUCUCCACAAACCCCUCCUGGUGCUGACUGGGACACAUCAGCCAUCACCUCCAUCGUCUCCAACCUCUUCUGGCGCUGA